This is a messenger RNA of Polypterus senegalus (gray bichir), 3114 nucleotides long. It is a transcript of the gene nfia, whose product is annotated as nuclear factor I/A. Gene Ontology annotation, cellular component: nucleus. Gene Ontology annotation, biological process: regulation of transcription by RNA polymerase II. Gene Ontology annotation, molecular function: DNA-binding transcription factor activity, RNA polymerase II-specific; RNA polymerase II cis-regulatory region sequence-specific DNA binding. Lineage: Eukaryota; Metazoa; Chordata; Cladistia; Polypteriformes; Polypteridae. The record is from RefSeq and is a predicted model, not a curated record.
AUAGAAAAAUAAAAGAAAAAGAAAAGCGAGGCGAGGCUGUGCUGUCCUGAGCGGCGCUAAGCAGUUCCAUCUGUCAGCCCGAAUCUCAGGCUAAUAGCCCGUGGCAUCGACGACAGCCCUCCGUCCACUCACUACCUGCCUUUGUCCAAUUACAUCGCGGUGAGCCCACCUCCAAAAAAAAACACACACAUCAGGCAGCAAAUGGAAGCGAUGAGCAAAUAAAAUGAAAGAAAUGGAAACAUCAGGAGGACGCCCGCCAUGGAGCCCCAAAGUUUUAUCCCGCACUUUGAAGUGGAAGAGCGGUGGCGGCUCGGCGCGCUGGUGACUCUUCGGCUCGGCUCGGCUCGGCUCAUCUCCACUUCAGCACUUCACCUUGCCACGGGCUCUGCCGCCACAGAUUGGUUCAUUGUCAAGGAGAUUUUUUUUUUUUUACCCAUGAUUCCAUAUGGUAUGGACUGGGCUACAUGUUGCCCAACAUGCCAGUGCAAAUGUUUUCUCAAUUAGGUGUCUUAUCUCCCGUGAGUUAGCAUCAGAUGAAGCUUGCUGACAGCGUAAUGGCAGGGAAAACCUCGGACGGCUCCAUCAAAUGGCAGCUCUGCUAUGACAUCUCGGCCAGGACUUGGUGGAUGGAUGAAUUCCAUCCCUUCAUAGAAGCACUCCUGCCCCAUGUUCGAGCAUUCGCCUACACAUGGUUUAACCUUCAAGCUCGGAAAAGAAAAUACUUCAAAAAGCAUGAGAAGCGCAUGUCAAAGGAAGAGGAGAGAGCAGUCAAGGAUGAGUUGCUCAGCGAGAAGCCAGAGGUCAAGCAGAAGUGGGCCUCCCGACUACUGGCAAAAUUACGCAAGGACAUCCGGCCUGAGUUUCGAGAGGAUUUUGUGCUAUCGGUCACUGGCAAGAAGCCGCCAUGUUGUGUACUGUCCAAUCCGGACCAGAAAGGCAAAAUGCGGAGAAUUGACUGCCUGCGGCAGGCGGACAAGGUCUGGAGGUUAGACCUGGUCAUGGUGAUUUUAUUCAAGGGGAUUCCUCUCGAAAGUACUGAUGGCGAACGCCUUGUAAAGUCUCCUCAAUGCUCAAAUCCAAGCUUGUGUGUACAACCCCAUCACAUAGGAGUUUCAGUUAAAGAGCUCGACCUUUACUUGGCAUACUUUGUUCACGCCGUGGAUUCAGGUCAGUCCGACAGCCCAAGCCAGCCGAGUGAAGCUGACAUUAAGGACCAGCCAGAAAAUGGACACUUGGGCUUCCAGGACAGUUUUGUCACUUCGGGUGUCUUCAGUGUCAGCGAGCUCGUCCGUGUCUCACAAACGCCCAUCGCUGCAGGGACAGGGCCUAAUUUUUCCCUGGCAGACUUAGAGAGCUCUUCCUACUACAGUAUGAGCCCAGGUGCCAUGAGACGACCCCUGCCCAGCACAUCGUCAAGCAGCUCCGCCAAGCGUAUUAAAUGUGUGGAGGAUGAUGUGGACAGUCCAGGGGAGGAGUCGUUUUACCCGGGUCAGGGUCGGUCACCGGGCAGCGGCAGUCAAUCCAGCAGCUGGCACGAAGUGGAGCCAGGGAUGCCAUCGCCUACUACAUUAAAGAAGUCAGAGAAGUCUGGUUUCAGCAGUCCCACGUCUUCGCAGACCACCUCCCCUCGAACGGCAUUUACACACCAUCAUCGGCCUGUCAUUACAGGACCCAGAGCAAGUCCACACGCGACGCCAUCAACUCUUCAUUUUCCAACGUCUCCAAUCAUCCAACAGCCCGGACCCUACUUCUCCCACCCAGCCAUCCGCUACCACCCGCAGGAGACUCUCAAGGAGUUUGUCCAACUCGUCUGCCCCGACGCUGGUCAGCAAGCUGGGCAGGUGGGCUUCCUUAACCCUAAUGGAAGCAGCCAAGGCAAGGUGCACAAUCCAUUCCUUCCGACCCCCAUGUUGCCCCCUCCACCGCCCAUGGCUCGGCCCGUGCCCCUACCAGUGCCAGACUCCAAGCCCCCUACCACGUCCGCAGAAGGAGGAGCCAACUCCCCGACAUCCCCAACCUACUCCACACCCAGCACUUCCCCGGCGCAGCGGUUCGUCAGCGUUGGACCCCGGGAUCCCAGCUUUGUAAAUAUCCCUCAGCAACCGCAGUGGUACCUGGGUUAAAGGCGAGCGUCUCCCACCACCCACCAGACAGACCACUUGACCCGUAGCCGGCACUGUGACAGGAAGGAGAGGACGAAGAGGGCUCGUCUCCCUGCUGGGGGAGGGGGAGGAGGAGGAGGAGGAGGCAUGAGGAUCACACGAUCAAGACCACCACCAACCCAUCGAUGCUGCACAACACGCGCCCCACCUUUCGGGAGCAUAGAGAGCGGCGCACAGAACUACCUGGCCGAAGAGCACCUGCACGUCACGGACUUGGUCUUUGCCCCCAUGGAUUUGUAAAUGGGAGAAUCAGGACCCUUGCUUGACCCUGGGGGGGGGGAUGGUUCCAGGAUCCCGAGUCCAGGUUUGACUCAACUGCUGGUCUCUCAGUGUGCGCGGCGGGUGAGGGUCUCGUCGGAUCGAUGAAAUAUUUAGGCUCAGAAGCCACCGCCCGCAGUCCCCGAGGCGAGCCUAAGUGUUUCAGCGCUGACGUCCGGAGAACAUCAAGAGACCCUGGCCUGGUAAGGUGAAGAAGGUGCCCCCGACGAAAACAACGAGAGUGCCUCCUGAAGCCCACUUCGACACACGUACAUUCAUACAUGCAGACAUGCGUGGAGCCCCGCGGAUGUGUGCAUGCAUGUCUGGGUGAGAUGCACCGGGAGCGAACGAAGCGGCCUGGAAGUUGACGAGCCGAAGAGCCGCGCACACGAGUACCGCCCGCCAGGUGCGUGCGUGCGCGCGAGUGUGUCUGUGCGCGCGCGCGCGCACGCACCCUCACGCACGAUGGGCCGUGCGCUUGUGCUUUGAAGGACGGCCGACGCAUUUGCUGCCAGGCUGGAAGCCCUCGUCCCCAGUAGAAACACUAAAAGGUUUUGUACAGAAGCGAAGAGAAGUGCGCUCUGUUUUUGUAUCGAGCGCGUCUUCAGAUGAGGAGGAGAAAAAGCAAUCCAUUGAGUUUGGGAACUGAGUAAAGUGCAAUUGAAUUGGAUGGAUGAAUAUCUUCAUAAGAUAA